GCAGUGAAAUCAUAACUGAGUGGGAAAGCCAGAGAGACAAAGCCAGUGAGAGCUAUGCUUCAUAAUGGAGUUGGGACAAGUGGAGGACAAGAGAGCGGUAGUAGUACAAAAGACCAGAAGCAACUUCGUCGACAGGCUGAAGAGCCUCCUGAGUUUUCCAGAUCACAGAUAAAGUCCACAGCAGGCAAUUCAUCUUCAAGAGUCACUCAGUGCAUCAUCACAAAGGGCACCAACGAAAAACCCAACAAGCAACAUCAGCAGUCUAUCCUACAGAGACCAUCAGUUCUCCGCAAGGGCAACCAGACUCUGUCACAUGCUUUGUCCAACCAGACUGGUGUGAGUGACUGUUCCACUGAACUCAUAUUCAAAGAAGAAAUGGACAAUAAACUGCCAGUCAGCUUGUUAACUUAUGAAACAGACUAUCCCAGAAGAGUCAGUGCUUCUGAACCAAGUCCUGUCCAGAGCACAACAGAGCACCAUACAGAUCCUCCAGAGAUCUCUGAAAACCUUUUAUUUAACAAUGGGGUGUGCACCUGGCCAGGCUGCAAGGAAGUGUUCAAGGACUAUAAUCACUUCCUGAAACAUCUCUAUUCGGAGCAUGUCCCUGGGGACAAAACCAUUAACCAAUGGAGAAUGCAGAAAAAUAUGGUCGAAAGCAUGGAGCGUCAGUUGGCUGUGGAAAGACAGAGGCUACAGUCCAUGCACCUGCAUCUGUUUGAUGCUAACCCAAGACCGAAGCAGUCUAGUACUCCUUCAGGAAGCCUGCAGUCCUGUCAGAAUUUGAGCAUUUUACAUGCACAAAACACAACCACAUCUGACAUGCUACCUCCAGGAUAUUGGCAGAUGCCAGCAACGCCAUUCAUACCAGGAAUCGUCCCCAGUAUCGAGUGCUACAAAUACAUGAACAUGAGGCCACCAUUUACUUAUGCCUCCAUGAUAAGAUGGGCAAUUCUUGAAUCUCCUGAAAAACAGCUAACACUGAAUGAAAUCUAUCACUGGUUCACAAGCAAGUUCUUCUACUUCCGUCAUAACACAGCCACAUGGAAGAAUGCAGUCCGGCACAACCUAAGCCUCCAUAAGUGCUUUGUACGAGCUGAUGGAGGGAAAGGCUCUGUUUGGACAGUGGAUGAGGCAGAAUUUCUGAGAAGGAGAGGGCAGAAAUUACACAGGGACCAAGACAUGAGCUGGCUGGCACACUAUUCCAUGUUUUAUUCUUGAAAUGACAUUCUUCAGUGUUAAGUCACAUCUGCAGACAUUCUAUGGAAUGUCAUCAAUACCUCAAAGUGUCUCUUUUAGUAGAUCUCGGAGUAAUUUCUGAUUUUCAUUCAGCUUUAUUCUCUUUGACUCGCCAAUAUGGCUAAACUGUCUGUGAGCGUUUAUGGAGUUUGAUUUAUUUCAUUAGACUUUUGAAUUUAAACACACACACACUCAGAAUUGCCAGGUUUGGUAUUCACCUACUUUUACCUGCAAGUUAUUUUUAAAGCAGUUUUUUUAUGUGAAUAAUUAAUUUAAAAUGUCAAAAAGUUCAGUCACACUUUUAAGUAUGAAAUUCAGUUCCAGAUUUUGCAAACCAUGAAGUUCAAGUUGAGUUCCGAAUUCAAUUUCAGAUGGAAAAAUGCAAAUUAAAAUUGAUAAAUUCAGGUGUGACAGUUUUUUUUUUCAUUUUGUAUGACAUUUCUGAUGUAAGGAGCCCCUAAAGUCCUGAAAAGUGAUUUUUUUUUCUUAAGCUUGUGCGUAGAAGAUUAAAAAAAAAAACUUUAGGGAUUUAGUGGAUCCCUAUACUGAUGGGAUGAUUUUUAACUUAAUAGCUUUUUUUUUCUUAGCUGCAGAAAGAAAUGUUCUACAGAGGCUGAUGCCUAAAAUACUAAAAUGCGUGCAUACAUACAUACAUUCUUGUGAUGUUUCAUUGUAUUUAAAAUGGUCUUAACUGUCCAGUGUUACAAAAUAAAAAUAAC
This is a messenger RNA of Neoarius graeffei (lesser salmon catfish), 1955 nucleotides long. RefSeq names its product forkhead box P3a (gene foxp3a). The coding region runs from base 55 to 1218 and encodes 387 amino acids. The transcript has 12 exons. NCBI's taxonomy places the organism in Eukaryota, Metazoa, Chordata, Actinopteri, Siluriformes, Ariidae. The record is from RefSeq and is a predicted model, not a curated record. Gene Ontology annotation, biological process: regulation of transcription by RNA polymerase II. Gene Ontology annotation, cellular component: nucleus. Gene Ontology annotation, molecular function: RNA polymerase II cis-regulatory region sequence-specific DNA binding; DNA-binding transcription repressor activity, RNA polymerase II-specific.